Molecule: messenger RNA, 13151 nt
Organism: Dunckerocampus dactyliophorus (ringed pipefish)
Lineage: Eukaryota; Metazoa; Chordata; Actinopteri; Syngnathiformes; Syngnathidae
Product: CREB3 regulatory factor-like
Exons: 10
Coding region: 420-1910 (496 amino acids)
Biological process (GO): regulation of transcription by RNA polymerase II; response to unfolded protein
Cellular component (GO): nucleus
Molecular function (GO): DNA-binding transcription factor activity, RNA polymerase II-specific; RNA polymerase II transcription regulatory region sequence-specific DNA binding
Source: RefSeq, a predicted model, not a curated record
AUGAAGAGCCGAGAUAGCAGACAACGACGAGUAGGAGGAGGUCUCUCUAGUCCCACCACUGUUUUCUCUGUACAGUGUCCGCCAUAGAGCGAAGCUAGCUCGGCUUCAACACCCCAGGGUCAAAGCAGCACUGGCUUAGCAGCGUCCACGGAGGUCGGCCACCUCCUCCGCCUGGCCGUGGAUGGUGCGCGCCGAUAGCACCAGGAGAAGGCCUAGGCCGACAAUUUUGUCUUAACCCCGGGUCUGGAAGAGUCUUCACACCGAGAAGGGACAUCCGAGGACACGGAGAGGACACAAGCUACGACGCUGAGUCAUGUGAAGUAGCACUGACCUUUUGACCUUUUCUACUCUGAAUCUGAGUAAAACUCACUAGAACUGACUUUGUGACCACGACCUGGUCCCCCCUCCAGGACUCGGGCAUGCCUCAGCCGGGUAUGAACGGGAUGGAGCCUGCUUUUGGCGAGGCCUACGGGUGCCAUCGGGCUCUGCUGAGCCCCUACCCUCUGGCCAUGUCACCACAAGGGGGCAGGACGGAGUACGACCAGAGCGUGCUCCUCAUGCUGGGCUCCCCGGCAUCCCCACGGAAACGGCCCUUUGAGUUGCUCAGCGACUUGGUGGACGACGGCGGCCUGGGCGAGGACCUGCACCCGGAGCGCUGGGAUGUCUCCGCGCUGGACGAGAUGGCGCGCUAUACCAAGCUGGGCCUCGGUGUCAGUGGGGAGCUACUGGCCACCUCAGAAGAGGCCGUCCUGAUGGGCCGCUGGGGGAGGAGCCGUGAGGAGCAGCAACAGCAGGAGGAGGAGCAGGGGCUGACGACACACGAAGCACCUCCCACCACCACACAGGAAGCACAGGCCAAAGGAGGAGCAAGCGGGGAGGGGCUCCACCGUGUUGCUACGGCAACAAAGAAGGAGUCGACAGUUGCGGGAAGAGCGUCUGGGGGAGACCAAGAUGGUGGCAUGAGGAGGGAGUCCACAGUGGAGGUGUAUCAGGUGACACAAGAGGCGGCGCCAACGUCAGGCUUGGUAGUGGAGCACAACUACUCCUUGAGCCAGGGGGUCCAGGCGGAGGAGGUGCAGCAGGAGCUUGACAACGAGGAAAAUGCCCAGCUGGACUUGGACGAGGAGCAGGAGGAAGAGGAAGCUGAGGAGGAGGAGGAAGAGGAUGGAGAGGACGGUGCAGAUGAGACGACGGCCGACCUCUCUAGUUCAUCGGAAACAGAAUGCGAGGUGGAGGCAGAGCCGGUGAGGCAGUCUGGCGAGCGUCCGUCGAAACGCCGCUGUUUCUGGGAAUACAGACGCUCCCGGGAGGCGGCCACCAAGAAGAAGCUGUGUGGCGACGUGCACUGGUCGUUGUCUUGGAGCUCCAGCACGCUUCCGAGCACGCUUUACCGCCGAGAAGGCAAGAAAGGUCGUCGCAAAGCCCGCAAGACAGACGCAAGCGACCUGACGCCAAACCCGCAGAAGCUCCACAACAUCGGGGAGCAGCUGCAGAAGCUCAACACUGCCAUCGAUGGCAUGGGCCCAGUCAACGACCUGCCCGCCGUGGCCCGUGCACGAUCCCGCAAAGAGAAGAACAAACUGGCCUCCAGGGCCUGCAGACUGAAGAAGAAGGCGCAGCACGAGGCCAACAAGAUCAAGCUGUGGGGGCUCAACCAGGAAUAUGAGAACCUGCUGGGGGCGCUGCUGCGUAUCAAAGAGGUCAUUCGGCAGAAGGUGGAGAGCAGCGAGGAAGACGACACGGACGAACGAGGGAUGACUCAGCGUCUGGAGGACAUCCUUGGCGAGUCCAGCGGUCCUUUAGUCGCUGGACGGACCAAAGACUUCGUGCAGAGGAUUUUGGCAGCCAGUGCGGGGGGGCAGAGCCCAAGUAAGAGGCCCCCGCAAGCAGGAGACCAGGCGUCGGGCUAAAUCCUGCCCCCUCACUUCCGCUUCCGCCUGUGCCAGGAGACCCUCCUCCUCCUCCUCCUCCUCCUACGAGCACCGCCCACCCUCCUCCCAUUCCACCAGGAUGAGGAGGUGUCUGUAACCAGGCGAGAGUGCUGCUGCUGCUGCUGACGUCGCCGCCAUGCUGGGUGUCCCACGUGUUUGUGUGUGUGAGUGUACGCCGCUCUUGUAAAAUACUGUACUGACCCCUCCCGCCUAUCCCCCGCCGUGUGCUGUACUCGUACCCCAUUGUGCCUAUAAAUAGACAUUGCACUGUUUGGUAGAUGCCCGUAGUCGUCCGCAGUGGGGGCGCUAGUGAGCCGAGGGCCAGGGGACUUAAAAUAAGGAAGUGUGUCGGGUAGUUGUCUGAAGUUGGGCAUGGGCGCUGCAUCAGCACCAUUCACACACAUCCAUAUCGGAGCCCCUCACGUCAUGUGAUCAUGUGAUGUCGCUGCUUUGCCGCAUCCACCGUGACAGCUCCAAUUGCGAUGGAUCUGUGUGACAGGUGCUAGUGAUGAUGGAAUCCUGAUGCCCCCUGAGCUUUAACACCCACAUGCCUCCCACACCUUCCUCCUCAUAAUCAUCAUCACCGCCCAUGUUUAGAACGCUGCACCUUAUUCCGAAACGACCAAAGAAAACACCAAACACCAAAACCUCUGACAUGCUGCCAACCUUUUUUUUAAAUUUUAUUUUAGUUUUUUUUACUUUUGUCUCACGUGAGAAGACUCAAAACACUUCACCAGCAUGCACCCCCCCCCCCAAAAAAAACCUUCAGUGCCCCUGGCCAAGCCCUCCCCUGCCUCUUCCUUCAACUGAUAAUGUAGCGCACCUUGCUCACUUGCAACCACAAAGUAAGACACUUGUAGAUCUAGACAGCAAAUAAUGCAUUUCACUUGUUCUUUUGAUAUAUCUAUGUAUUGUUGGGUGGCCAUGCCACAGCCCACAUGGUGGGUCUGUCUGCCUUUCUUCUGUGAAGCUGUAGACCAACCUUGUCCACGGUCUCUAAAUGUUGUUGGACAUAAAGCGGAAAUAGUUCAAGGACCCUUUUUGAAUUGCACUGUGGUUUAAAAACGACUACGCACCUUGCUAAGAGGACUCCAGGUUCUCCUUUAAAAAAAAACAAAACAAAAAAAACUAACAACAACAAAAAAAAAGACCCUAGGCACCUUUUCCAAAUGUUGAAGAACUGCUGACUGGUUUUUGUUUGCCCGCAACCUGACACCACAUCUCUCACGCUUGAACAAAAUGAUUUUUUAAAAAAAGCACUGGGAGAACAUGCUCACACAAUCAAACCUGGAACCAUACAACUGUGUGCGAACCACUGGUCCACUGUGCUGCAAAGGCUGUGUCUCAAUUGGCACACUUGAGUACUUAUACUUUUGAGUGCAUAAGUAUGUUCACACUGAGAAGUAACAGCAAAAUGCAGUGCACUGUCAGCACUCGAUUGUUACACUCAAAAUGGUGCGUGUGCAGCCAUGGACACUUACCACCCUCAAUAGUCGUCAUAUUGGCUAUGCCGGGGAAAGAGGGGCGCUACAUGAGGAGCAACAUGUAGUGAAAAAUGAAUUAUUUACUGGUAUAACUUAGGUCACAUGUUAUCUUAUAUGUAUUACCGUAAAACCUGGACGAUUGAGCACAUCAGAAUAUAAGAAAGAAGGAAAAAAAGAUUUGUACAUGUAUAAGCCACACCUGUCUAUAAGCCACAGGUUUUCACUUUGAUAUUUUCACUUGGGAUAUGAUGUUAGACAGAUUUUUUAAAACUUUUAAUUAAAGAAAUGUUUUUUUUUCCAAACAUUGCCCAACAGCGCGUCAAAAACGGCUGGUUAAACAGCAGCCUACCAGAAAAGUCACAGAUGGCUGUCUUUAUCUUCCUCCUGCUUCUUCUUCAGUGUCGGAAUUGGAAAAACCUCAUAAUUCCUUCAUCACAUACUUUGUCAGUCUCUCUCUGUCUUUCGUUGCCGCUCUCAGUUGUCAUUUUGGUCUCGAGGCAAAUUGGCCCUUGAGCUUGUCCUGUCAAUCAUGUCCAGCCUUUCCAAAGCCAUUGGUGAUAGUGGAUUUUUUGACACUGCUCCAUGCUGUCAAGAUCUACUGUUAGACUGGCAGAAAGUUGCUAGAUUAUUCGUAUUUAACUUGAAAGCUGGGUCAUAUGUAUUUCUACAUGCGUUUUCCAUGAUGAGGGUGUGUGCAUGAAGCACAAAGCGACUGUUCUGAAGCACAUGAGAUGUUGCAAGACCACAAAUUAGUCUCAUCACAGUAUAAGCCACAGGGUUCAAAGCGUGAGGGGAAAAAAGUAGCGUCUUAUUCACCGGAAAUUAUUAUAAUUACCUUUAUAACAACAUUCAUUAUAAUUACAUUUUCUAACUUUUUGUAGGUUUUGAACAAGGGGUGUCCUAAUCAAUGGAUAUUGGAUAUUGGUCUGAUAUCAGCAAAAAACUGAGUACAGUCCCUCGUUUAUCGCAGUUAUUUGGUUCUAGACCCGGUAUUAAUACACAGAAUAUUUUCGUAGUUAUAUCCGCUCAGCUCUGCUGGCUCAGUAGCCAGUCUCCAUGCAGUGUGAAAAUUAAGGUAAUCUAAUGUCAUGUCUUAUAACAUUACUGACGCCUAGUGACCACAAUAGUACAUAUAACUUGUCUUUCAGUAUUUCUUAACUAAGAGGUCAUAGUCAACCACAAAACAGGGAUCAUUUAUUAUUUUUUGAAAAAAUGCGACAUAGUGAAGGAAGACUAUAUUGGCAUGCACCUAAAAUGCUGAUAUCAACACUCCGAUACAAGCAGUCUGCCCCAGCACUUCUAUCCAGCAGAGCCUGGACAUAGCCCACAGGCUCAUGACAAGGUGCUCACAAAGUUUGCAAGGAGCAGGAGCCACGUCAAAGUCUGAAUAAGUGUGAUAAGCAUCUGGAGAGCCUUUAGCAAAGUAUCAUCGUUUCAUCAAGCUUCCACUUUGGGUCUGCCCCCGAGUAAGAACCAGUAGGGGGUCGUGGAAACAUAAGUUGGUAUCCCGGCAUCGCAGGAAGUAGCUUCUUUUGAUGUAACUCUUCUCCCGAGACACACCGGCGCCUGGUGGAAGUUGGCUUCUUUUGUGAUGUCCUUCAUUUGCAUGCGAUGAGGUAUCGGAGUUUCAGUCAGGAAGCCACUCCUUUGCAAAGGUGGUAAACUGCUCAUGUUCUCUGUCUUUAUUUCAAGCAUUAUCUUUCUUAGGACAGAAUUUUUCAAAUUUCACCUAAAGAGGAGAAGAAGGUAAAUAUGCGAUCGUCAAGUGUGGAAUAACAAUUAUGGAUUUGGGACAGCACUACACUGUUAAAAUUCACACACUCAGGAACUAAGUACACAGUAUACUUCUUGAAGUGUACUGAUGGAAGUAUUCCGUUGGGGAGACAGGCUGUUUCCAUUUGUGCAAUUUCAUACGUCGACAGUUGUCCUCGCAACAUCGCGGUUUGAUUAUCAUUCCAUCACUAUAUCACUUUUGUUUUUUAAAAUUAAUUAAUGAUAUAAAUGAUGUAGUAUUCUGGUCACUAAGCGGCAUAAUGUCACACAAAAAUUACCUUACCUGGUACUCGAUGUAGCCAGCCAUGAAUGCUGAGUUAAAAAACGAGUGAAAAAAGGUAAUCCUCCCAUUCUGUGUGGAAGUGGUAAGGGUUUGGCUUCUUACUUUGUUUUUCUUCCCCACUCUGUUUGAAACCCUUAAGUUUAGAAGAAAGGCUAACUGUUAGCUCGCUAGGUUGUUAGAGUUGUGCACUGCAGUGUAAACAAUGAAUAAUAGGAGUGUAAUGGUGGCUAUAGGGGUGUUAUUUCAUGCCUGAAUGGCUCUAAUCAUGUUAAAAACUGUAUUUAGAGCCAGGUUUUCAUAGACAGGUUUUCUAUGAGCUCACUACGAAAAUAUUCAAUUUAUUAACAUUGAAUCCUAUAUUGUGGCAAUAUUUUAUAUAUAUAUAUAAUUUGCGUGUUAUAGACCCUGUGUAUAGCGGUCACCUGUCUAAUGCGGCCAGCGGCCACCCAUUUUGUAUCCCUUGGUCAAUAUCUGACUGCAUAUAGCGGCCAAAAUGCCGACUCAAGCAGAAGCUUCAUGCACGAAAAACUUUCGUUUUUAAUCAAUGAAGCCAUCGUGUGUAGACUUUAAUUACUGAGUCGUAGCUCAGUCACAAUCAUUCACAAGAUCCACACAAACUGUCAGUUGUUCCACAUACAAAAAAGCCGUCUUCUUUUGGAGCCUGUUGCAGACAGUGACACCGUUUAUUUCCUGGUGUGAGACAAUGUGCACUGGUCAAUACUGUAAUGCCCCUUGUUGUGGGGAAGGAGAGACUCACGUCGCCGAUGCACUUUAAUCGCUUUAUUAACAGCGGUUUAUUAACCUAGUAGUUCUUUACAACUUUUAUCCGCAGUCCCACAGUGCCCUCUACUGGUCAACAUGUAACAGUAUAAUUAUAUGUAUCUGCAAAGACAACAAGCUUCUAAUCACAGACAUGUUAAUAUGUGCGCGCACAACUUCAAAAUGGCCGCCAACCUGUCUAUAACGGCCACCUGCCUAUAGGGGCCACUUUUGCCAUUUCCCUUUAGUGGCCACUAUAGACAGGUUUGACUGUGUAUACAUUAUGCAACCUAUCUGUAGUAAAGAGUGCUUAUGAACAAUAACAGUGACGGAUUGUCACGUGUAUGCUAUUUCUUUUCAUGCAAACAGGAGAAACACACUUCCUUUGUUCUGUGCCGAGAAAUUGUUGAGUGUUGCUCAUGGGUAUGAAUACUUUUGCAACCCACUGUAUAUACAUACAUACAUACAUACAUACAUAUUCAUUAAUAAAUGGUGCUGCUUUUGUGGUUGAGUACGACCUAUUAGUAAAAAUGUAUUGCCUAAAUUAAGCAUUUUCAAGCAUAAAAAUGGCUAAACGAUCUAAAAACCGAUGUCUUGAUCGCUGGAACAACAGGCCUUUAUUGCAGGUUUGGAUUAUCUCACAACAGACACAGUCAUCCCUAAUAAAAACAUGGACUAGUGUUGCGGCUGUAACCCACACCAAACUAAAAGUAAAUUCUGAAUUCCGGAUGUCACUUCCUGCAGCAACCCACACGAGCACACAUCUUAUUUAUGUUUUAAAUGGCUUAUUUACUCUAAAAGGUGACUAAAGGGAUACUAGUUCAUGUCUAGAGGGCUCUAAUGUUAAAAAGCGUAUUUGGAAGGGCGCAAUCAGGUUAUGUAUGCUCCAACUACGAAAAUGUUUGUUUAUAAAUAAGAAAUCCUACUUUGCGGAAAUUCACUUAUCACGGUCGGGUCUGGAACCAAUUAACCGCAAUAAACGAGGGAUUACUGUACUUGAGUAAGUAUACUGUGUACGGUCAUGGCCAAAGGAUUUGAGAAUGACACAACUAGGAAUUUUCACAAAGUGCGCUGCUUCCGUUUUUAUGAUGGCAAUUUGUAUAUGCUCUAGAAUGUUAUGAAGAGUGAGAAGAUUGUAAUGUCCCGCUUUGUCAUGAAAAUGAACUUAGUCCCAAAAAAACAUUUCUACUGCAUUUCAGCCCUGCCACAAUAGGACCAGCUGACAUGUUAGUGGUUGUCUGGUUAACAUAGGUGAGAGUGUUGACGAGGACAAAGGUUGGAGAUGGCUCUGUCAUCCUGAUCGAGUGAGAAUAACAGACUGAAAGCUUGAAAAAGGGUGCUUGAAAUCUUUGUUUUUAUUCUGUUAACCUGCAAGGAAACACGUGCAGUCAUCAUUGCUUAGCACAAAAAGGGUUUCACAGGCUAGGAUAUCGCUGCUAGUAGGAUGGCACCUAAACCAAGCACUCAUUAUAUCAUUUAGAACGUGAAGGAGAGCGGUCCAAUUGUUGUGAGAAGGCUUCAGGGCACCCAAGAAAGUCCAGCAAGUGUCUGGACUGUCUCCGAAAGUUGAUUUAGCUGCAGGAUCGGGGCACCACCAGUGCAGCGCUUCCCCCCAGGAAUGAUAGCAGGCAGGUAUGAGUGCAUCUGCUUUCACAGUGAGGCGCAGACUUUUGUAAGAUGGCCUGGUGUCAAGCAUGGUCCAUAAAAGCCACUUCACUCCAGGAAAAACAUCAAGGACAGACUGGUAUUCUGCCAAAGACUCCUGAAGACUGGCGUAAAACUCAUGAAUCCCCCUUUUGAUUGUUUGGGGCAUCCAGACAAAAGCUUGAACGCCAGUUCACAGUAAAGCAUCCUGAAAUCAUCCAUGUUUGGUGUUGCUUCUCAGCCAAGGGAUGGGCUCACUCACAAUUUUGCUUAAGCAAACAGCCACAACUAAAUAAUGGUACCAAAACAACCCCUGAAAGCAGUUUCUCCCAACCAUCCGAGAACAUUUCGGUGAGGAACGGUGCCUUUACCAAAGGCAGAGUUUGGGCAACAACAUAGUAACAUCUGACAAAAACAUUAGCAUUAGCAUGUUGGCCAACACAGUAACAGUCUGGAGAUUGGGAAGACCUGGGUUCGAUUCUCCCCUGGGCAUCUCUAUGUGGAGUUUACAUGUUCUCCCCGUGUGCGUGUGGGUUUUCUCCGGGUACUCCGGCUUCCUCCCACAUUCCAAAAACAUGCAUGUUAGGUUAAUUGGAGACUCUAAAUUGUCCAUAGGUAUGAAUGUGAGUGUGAAUGGUUGUUUGUCUAUAUGUGCCCUGCCAUUGGCUGGCCACCAGUCCAGGGUGUACCCCGCCUGUUGCCCGAAGUUGGCUGGGAUCGGCUCCAGCAUGCCCCCGCGACCCUAAAGAGGAGAAGCGGUAUAGAAAAUGGAUGGAUAGAUGACAAAAACAUCAAAAACAGCGGUUCCCAACCCCCAGGCCGUGGGUCAUUUGGUACUGGGCCACACAGAAACAAAAAAAAAAAUUCCAUUAUUUCAUUUUUUUUUAUGUUUUAUUUUGAAAAGUGGCCGGAUUCUCUCUGUUACAUCGUCUCACUUGACGCAUGUCCAUUGUGCGUGUGCUAACUUUAUCUCAUGCUGCACAGAUAGACUACUACUGUACUACUUCUACUACUACUACUGCUGAUACUAUGUGGGAAUGCAUAAAGGUAAGUUUUGAUGACUUAUUGAGUGCUAAUGUGCACAUUUGUCUCAAGUUAAUUCAUGCUAGCACACUGCCUUUUACCACACACGUCAAACAGCCAUGUAAUCAUCUCUCUGGAAAAACUUGGCUGGAACUUGAACUGGUGGAUGGUGGGUCGGCAUUCAUUUUGGGCUUUUAUUUUGAUGUUAUUCAUGUCUUAGUUUUACACAAUACAAAAAAAAUAAGAUCAAUUAGAUUGAUAUAAUGUACGGGACACCCCCCCCCCAUUUGUUAUUCUCAAAACGUUUGGCCACAAAUGUAGUUAGUGCCUGAGUGUGUGAACAUUAACAGGGUAGUGCUGUCCCAAGUCCAUUGUCAUUCUACACUUAUCUGAAAUGACAUUCACAAUAUUGACCCACUUCUUCUCUCCCUUUUACAACCACUCCAGGUAGUCCCCCCCCCCUUUUGCUACGUAGCCAAGAUGGCGACUAUUGAGUGUAGUCAGUGUCCAUCACUGCACACUCAGUGCAACAAGCGGGUACAGGCAGUGUACCACAUUUGACUUGUCAGUAUGCACUUAUGCACUCAAAAGGCUAAGAACACAAGUGCACACACAGCCAAAGCUGACCAUCGGCCAUCUUGGAGGACAGUCAGGUGUUCCACCAGAUGCGCCCCAACCCCCACUGCCCCCAUUCCCCCCACAACCUCUUUCUCCUGAGUGCUGUUGUGUAACCCAGCUCGCCAUCUGUUGCUCGCGUCCGCCAAUGAGCCAAAGAGGAAAAGCGGAGAGAGAGAGGAGGGAAAAAAUUGUAACGGAGCGUCAGCCAAACGACAAACGGCGUUAUGUUGAACAACUGCUGAAUCGACUGGUGAAUGUUUGUUGACACAUGAAUGUUGAAUGACGAGCGAGCAUUUAGCUUAGCUUCACCUCCAAACAGCGUCUGUGUGCUGCCUCUGGAGGACUACUACUAGCGUUACACGGCUAUCAUUCAGUGUGCAUUAAUCCUUGGGACCACUGAAUCACAAACGUGACACCUUGUGGUCUUACGGAGGACUACAUCUCGGAAACGACUCACGUUUUGCUCCGCCUGCUAAAUCAAUCGAUGUUGUUCUUGAUUACGAAACAUGCGACUGCCUUUUAUCGGUUUCAAGCAUGUUGCAGCGGACCAGCCAGGUCACCUUUCAUGGUUGCAUUGGUACUAUGGCUGUGUAAGGGGUUUGUACAAAUUUUGGCACUAGUGUCGCAUACUUGUUUGCACUAGGCGCAUGGUGUUAGCACUCUUGUCUGCGCAAGGGCCAUGUGCGUUGUUUGUACAAACUUUGGUGCACGGUGUUAGCGCUAGCGUCUGUGCUAACUCUGUGUGUGGUGUUUUGUACAAGCUUAAAAAUGAUCAUGAUCAUGUUUACGUGAUGCCCUAAGACAGAGGAGUUUGGCUAGCAAACAGGUGUUCCCUACUGUUGCUCUGUUUCAACAUGUUGAAACAAACGGGCGAUAAAAGUGUUAUCCCUGAGAGAAUGUGCCGCCGUAGCAACGAGGAGGUCCUCAGCGUCACUCGUGUUUUUGUUCAGAAGCGUCAGUAAGAUGACACCGGUGAGACGCCGCUGACCUCUGCACGCCCGCCCAGUGCUCGUAUUGUCGGCUUCUGCGCUGUCGAAGCCUGCAGGCGAGGGAGGAAGAGGGGGCGGCACUUACCCUUGGAGUAGUCUGUCCAAAACCUUUUAAUCCCCCCCCCCCCUAAAAAAAAAACACACCAUCAAGACUCUUCAUCACGCUGACAGCUGCAGAGGCUGGAAUCACCGCCCCCACCAUCCUUUGUCACAGCCCUGGAGGAGCCGUCCAUGUGGGGGUGUCAGUUUCAUCCUCAAGCUUGGGAACCUUUGUGGACCGCCAUCUUGGCCCAAAUAAGUUUGCCGAGUCUGGCGAGAGCCAGGAGAGUCAACCAAAGCUAAGGCUGUGCCUCAAAGGGAAUACUUGCGUCAGUACACUUAAUACACAAUAAGCGUACUGUGUACACUGUGCACUUAGUUUCUGAGUGUGCAAAUUCCUGCCCAAAAAUCCACUUACGUACCUGAAAUGCCGAUUAUGCACUCAAAAGAGGUGUAAGUCUGCGAGUGCAGCAAUUGAGACCCACCCUAGGAGGUGUUUGAUAUGACGCCACCUUGUCGUCAGAUGGAAUUUGUGGUGUCUGGCAUGGCUUCCAGCAAAAAUCAGUCAGCUUCUGUCAAGGUUGAAAUAGCAAAUCGUCGCCAAAAGCCUGCAGGGGGAAGCGAACCAAGAGACUGUCCGAACAUUCCACGAGUUCAUGUCAUAUAAUGUACAGCAACCCCCACUCUUCUUUGUAUGUGUCCCUCUGUAAUCACACUACUUCAGUAACAUUUGGACCUGUUAACACCUUUAACUCCUUUAAGAUAGAAGAGAAACAAUUACAGAAGUGCCGUAAAAAUAGAAGCCGGAUAUUUUUUUGUGCGUGUGUGUUUGUUGUAAACCUGUAUAAUGUAUAUUUUAAUAUUUAUAUGCAGCUGUUGUAUUAAAAGUAUAUUUUUAAAAUAAAAACAAGUAGUGUGUGUGUUAUUUUUACAUGUUCCACUCACAAGCGGCGCCUGCUGGUCAGGCCACUCCACUUUGCCCUCAGUCGUAAUUCAAAAUAUUAUAACUGAAUAUUUCAAAACGUUUUUCAGCUUCAGCGUAGACCGUUUUUGGUCCGCAGCUUACCGGUAGUUUUUAUUGUUUAUAGUUUAUAUUCCAGAUAUCAGAAUUAUUGAGAUGUAUUAAGAGAUAACACAUCAUUUGCUUUGUCAGCUGUAACACAGCGCUAACAUGUCAGAUAGCUUAGCAUAUAUCAGUGGUUGGCAAUUAUUUUCCAUCACGUCCCCCCGAAUUGAAAUACUAUUGACAACCUAAUAUUUAUUUAUCUGUACAAACCACUGUAUGAGUUGCUGGCACCAGAAACCAAUAAAGACACGAACAGUCCUGCACAUCAGGGAGAAACAGUACGGCAAACCCUCGCCACUUUGCACUUCAAAUUUUGCGGCUUCAAUGUAUCAGUUUUUCAAUAAUAUAAGAAUAAAUCAUGCUGUGUUGUGGUUGAAUAUGGCCUAUUAUUAUUUAAAUAAUUUUCACUUAUUGUGGGCUAUUUUGGAAGCCUAUCCCACGUGAUAAACGAGGGAACACGUUACAGACAAGUGGGGGACAUAGGAGUUUCUUAAAGGAGAACUUACAUGUGUAGGAGUGACAGAAUUUGAUUUUUUUUUGUAGGUGUCCAAAUAUUUAUUGUUCGCAAGAAUAUACAAAAAAAUUGUUUAAAAAUCAUCAAACGUGAUUUUCUGGAUUUGGCCCCACUGUAAAUGAUGUGAGUGGAAGCAGACUGCAAACACAAGUUGGUAAAAUAAGAUGUUUUUUUUAUUGGUCUGGAAUGAUUUCUAUUCACAUGACUCAACAUUCUAUCAGGUCAGUAUUGCACCAUGCUCGGUUACCCUUUUAUUGUGAAGGAAUGGACACUUUUGGAAAGGGCCAUCAUAUGGACACGCAGUGUAAGGACAACAAAGGAUCAUUUGUCUUCUUUCUGUUAACACAGUGCGCUGUCUAGCUCCGCCCCCUCAUGCAGUGUCAGCCUAGCUAAAAAGUGGUCCUGUUCUGUGAUUUUGGUACCCUUUCCAAUCGUGCAAAGGUUCAGAAUGAACUAUUGAGCUGCUUGUUCUCGGACAUCCUGCCGCACUUCACAGUAUUUAAAAAUCAGCCACAAGAACAGACAGAAGUGGUUUGGAGCGUUUUGUUCCAUCAGUAGUAGAGUUCAAAACAAAAAGGUUGAGGUUGGUCAGAACAACGCAAUCAUUCAAGUAGGACGGCGGGAUAACGUCAUCAGGGCGCAGGAUCACUGUCUGGACGGGAAAAAAAGAAAAAACACCAUCCCCAUCCUGGUAGCAAAACAGUGGCCCCUCCCGUUCUUUCCCAUAUCAAGGAAUGUUAAAGUCCUUCCGUCAGCGUCCUCACGGCAGGAGCGCCUCGCCCUCUUCGGCCCAGAUGAGGUCGAGGGCGUCGGCCUGCCGCUGCUCGCGCUGGUGUAUGCGUCGCAGGCGCAGGAUGUAAAGCAGGAUGGCGAGCACCACCACCAGGAUGCACAGGGAGAACAGGUGGUGGUUGUACACGAAGGACGAGCGCAGCCAGCUGGGGUGGCUCUGGCGCAGCGCCUCCUGCUGGAGGUCCCUGGACGGACGGGGCAGACAAUUUACUACUCAUGCAUUCUGGCAACUUUAC